AUGGAUGAAGAAUUAAUUGUAUUAAAAUCAAUUUAUCUAGAGGAUUUAAUUAUCAGCAAUGACAAAGAAACAUUUGUCAAUAUAAGAAUCUAUUCGAAUGGUGAUGAAAAUGAUUUCGAUCAUGAUAAACGUCUAUUGUAUGUUACAUUAAUAGCUGAACUUCCAUCUUGCUAUCCGGAAAUUGAGUCACCAAAAAUAACUCUUUGUCAAUCUCGUGGUUUAAAAGAUGAACAAUUAAAUGAAUUAAAUUCAUUAAUAUCUUCGUGUCUUGAAUUAAAUUAUGGUUCAUGUGUACUUUAUGAAUGUAUUGAAUUAAUACGUUCGAAAUUAUCGUCCUAUGAAUUACCACAUGAAGCCUGCGCUAUAUGUUUAACAUCAAUUGAUAAUCGAAAUGAUAUUAUAAAAACAAACUGUCAUCAUUUUUAUCAUAAACAUUGUCUUGCAUCAUAUGCAAAAUUGAAAAAAGUUGAAUUAGAAGAAAAAUUUCAAGAACUAAUAAAUAAUAAAUUUUUCAUUGAAAAAGAUUUUCGUAAUGAUAUUGAAGAUCCUGUGUGUCGACAAAUACUUUCAAGUAAUAUCAUUGAACAAUUACUGUCGUCAUCCUCUAUGAAAAUCAUUAAUGACAAUCACGAAAAUGAAGAAUUAAUCAGAAAUCUUUCGCCUACGAUGAGACAAUGGCAAGAGAAAAUGAAUGCUCUCUUUCAACAGCAAAAAGAAAAAGGUGGAAUUAUUGAUCUCGAUAGAAAUCAAGAGAUUAUAUUUACUUAG
Rotaria socialis is the source of this 768-nucleotide messenger RNA. The record is from the annotation of a GenBank genome assembly. Lineage: Eukaryota; Metazoa; Rotifera; Eurotatoria; Philodinida; Philodinidae.